AACUAGUAAAAAGCUACAAAUAAAAUAAAAUAAAAAAUUAAUAAAUAAAUGCCCCUUUCAUCUCUCCACUAUUGUAGACCCCCCAUCGAGUUCAUCUUCUUCUCAGACUGUGCCAUCGAAUUUCUUCCCAGAGCCGUAAAUCGAAUCGAAGGUAGAAGGUUGAGUAAUCAUGGGUAAGGACGCAAAGCCAAAGGAUUCAGGAGGGAAAGGGAAGGGUAAACAAGCAGCCAGUGGAAGUGAUGAUGGUGCUGCGAAAGGUAAAGGAAAAGGUGGGAAGGCGGCAGAUGGGCUUGGCACCUGCACAUAUGUCAAAGCAAGGCAUAUCUUAUGCGAAAAGCAAGGAAAGAUUAAUGAAGCAUACAAGAAGCUGCAAGAUGGCUGGCUUAGUAAUGGAGACAAAGUUCCACCAGCUGAGUUUGCUAAGCUAGCAGCGGAAUAUUCAGAAUGUCCAUCAGGGAAGAAGGGUGGAGACCUGGGAUGGUUUCCACGUGGUAAGAUGGCUGGUCCAUUCCAGGAUGUUGCUUUCAACACACCUGUUGGAGUUACUAGUGCACCAUUUAAAUCAACACAUGGAUACCACAUUAUCUUAUCCGAAGGGAGGAAGAACUGAUACAAUGUGGCAUUCAAAUAAGGCUGUGUCGAAUUAGCAACCGUGAAAAUUGAAGUAAUAUUUAUGUCUUUUUUGUCUGAGACUUGGCAUGAUGAAUCUUCUGUUGUCUUUGUUAUGAAUAUAUCGUAGAGUUCUUAUGAAUAUAUUGUGUUAUAACUAUUGGUUUUUGGUUUGCAUUGUA
Molecule: messenger RNA, 791 nt
Organism: Camellia sinensis
Lineage: Eukaryota; Viridiplantae; Streptophyta; Magnoliopsida; Ericales; Theaceae
Source: RefSeq, a predicted model, not a curated record